Perkinsus marinus ATCC 50983 is the source of this 207-nucleotide messenger RNA. RefSeq names its product DNA-directed RNA polymerases I, II, and III 7.0 kDa polypeptide, putative. Gene Ontology annotation, cellular component: RNA polymerase II, core complex; RNA polymerase I complex; RNA polymerase III complex. Gene Ontology annotation, biological process: DNA-templated transcription. The record is from RefSeq and is a predicted model, not a curated record. NCBI's taxonomy places the organism in Eukaryota, Perkinsozoa, Perkinsida, Perkinsidae. The transcript has 2 exons. The annotation marks the transcript as partial. Gene Ontology annotation, molecular function: DNA-directed RNA polymerase activity; zinc ion binding; DNA binding.
CAACAACAACAACAGCAACAACCUGCGACAGCGGUAAGCCUGGAGAAUAGUCAGGGUCUGCCAAAUCAAGUUCUCUAUGUUUGCGGUAACUGUGGAAAUGAGCAGGAGUUGAAGCUAAUGGCAGAUGCUAUCAAGUGCAAUCGAUGUGGGCAUCGUAUCCUCUACAAGAAGCGUCAACGCCGUGUGAUGAUAUUCGAUGCUCGAUGA